Haemonchus placei is the source of this 444-nucleotide messenger RNA. NCBI's taxonomy places the organism in Eukaryota, Metazoa, Nematoda, Chromadorea, Rhabditida, Trichostrongylidae. The record is from the annotation of a GenBank genome assembly.
AUGUGUGCAACAAAAUAUUUACAAGUCGCGAAGAAAUAUGUGGAAAUGUGCAACAAAUCAAAAAACUUCAUGCAAUUUGCAGGAGGAGUAAGCUUUUUGCGUCCAAUUUCGGUUUCUGAAGGUCGUGUGAAAGUGGAAUUCGAAGUAACGCCUGCUAUGACGAAUCCAUGGGGUGGCCUCCACGGAGGUUGCACGGCCACCCUGGUCGAUGUCGUUACAACUCUGGCUUGUUUAGUGACUCCACGAGGAAAGCCCGGAGUUAGCGUAGACCUACAUGUGACAUACUUGGCAGCAAUUCGAGAAGGCGAUACCGUAAUAAUGGAUGCUGAAGUUAUCAAAGCAGGCAAAACUUUAGCAUUCACAAGAGCUGACGUUAUCCUUAAAGAGGGUAACCGCAUUGCUGCGACUGGUCUUCACACAAAAGCAUUCCCACCAGAAAAGUAA